AUUACAUACAACAUAAAAAUGCAGUGAACCCCAGUUCAAUUCAAUCUUCAUACAAUACUCUCAAGUCCACAGAGUUUAGUUCUUCGAUUGCCCAACGAAAAACAAAAACAAAAAGCCACCGCAGUAGGCCAUACAGAUACUUAGUGCACAAUAAAAAAUCAUUCUUUUGUGCCAACUUGAGGUCCCAUUAUCCUGAACUUCAUUGAUGGUCACUAUAAUUUUCACCAAACCCUUUAUAAUAAUGUUGAUCCCUUCAUCGUCAACCUCCUCUUUUCACGUGGGGUUUACUUAUAAUCAGCAUAGUUGGUGUACCAGUUGGCGUUUAUUGAGUCAACAAUUUUUGCUCGCAGUUUGCGCACAUCUUAGCCGGGCAAAGUGUACAGCCGGAGUUCGGAGCGUUUGAGGUUUUGAUUAAAAUUCGGUCUUCUCUUUAACUGUGAGAUGGGUAAAUUUGGUUUAUGUUUGCUGCUAGCUUUGUCCCUGUUGAUGCUUCCUCUGCUGCUACCUUUUUCAUUUUCUUGGUUUACUUCGACAAGCAGAUUCAAGCUUAUAGAUAGACUGUUGAGAUUCAGAAGUCAAUAUUUUGUCCAGCCAAUUCGUUUCUUGUCUGGAAGAGAGGUAAGGAGCAUAAUGGAAAAAUCGUCAAUAUUAUCGGAGACAAAAGACGAUUCCACCCCUUGGGUCCCGCUUGUCGAGGAGUUCACAUUUCCUGCAAACUCGGCCCCCUUCAACAGCUGUCAUGCCUCGACAAUUGUAGAGGUGGUUGAUAAAGAUCAUUUCAUGGUCGCUUAUUUUGGCGGUACUGCAGAAGGUGCAUCCGACGUGAAAAUCUGGAUACAGUCUUACAAGGAUGGCAAUUGGCACCCUCCAAUGAUUGUUGACCAACAAUCGAACGUUCCAAUGUGGAAUCCGGUGCUAUUUAAACAUCCUUCAAACGUGUUGCUAAUAUUCUAUAAAAUUGGUCAAGAAGUUCAAAAAUGGAGUGGGUGUAUGAAACGAUCUUACGAUGGUGGGGCCACUUGGUCCGAGAGAAAACAGCUUCCUCCCGGCAUAUUGGGACCAAUAAAGAACAAGCCCAUCUUGCUAGAAAACGGGCACUUGCUCUGUGGAUCUUCUGUCGAGAGCUGGAAUUCUUGGGGUGCAUGGAUGGAGAUAACUAAGGAUUUAGGUAAGUCGUGGAAAAAAUAUGGGCCGAUAUAUGUUCCAAACAGAACUCUGAGCGUUAUCCAGCCUGUUCCUUACAAGACCGCUAAAGGUAGUUUGCGUGUUCUCUUGAGAUCUUUUAAUGGCAUCAACAGAAUUUGCAUGUCAGAGUCCAAAGACGGCGGUCACACCUGGGAAUACGCUAAGCCAACCGAACUACCAAAUCCAAAUUCAGGAAUUGAUGGGGUGAAGUUAGCCGAUGGUCGUUUGGUACUUGCUUAUAAUACAAUCUCGCGUGGCGUGCUAAAAGUCGGGGUUUCGGUGGAUGACGGUGAUUCUUGGAGUGAUGUCAUCACAUUAGAGGAAACUGAGGGAAUGGAGUUUUCUUAUCCUGCUGUUAUUCAAGCUAGUGAUGGAUUAGUUCACAUCACUUACACUUAUAAGAGGACACAAAUCAAGCACGUCGUCCUUCGACCGAAUUGAUUAUAAAUGGAGACUGUGGAGUAUGUUUGAGGACUCACUCAGAUGUGAGGCAGAAAAAGGUUAUUUUCAACACAGGAAAAAUAAAAAUUGGAAGGAGACGAGCCGUGUAUUUCGGGGGUGCAUUUUGUUCCUGGCCAAGUAAAAGUACUUUUUAAGCAUUAAAUGAAGCUUUUUUUAUUUUCAAUGUAUUUGUUUAUAUUUGAGUAUUUUAAUGCAUUACUUUCAUUUUAAUGUGUGAUUGAAAUUUGAAUGCUAUCAAUCGUAAUAUUUUAUGUAACAUUCAACAACAGAAUUUCUCUAAAGAAAUGGAGAAGAAGUGCAUGAAAAAGGUAAUUAGUGGCCAGUGUCAUAAAUGUGUUUGAACUUUAUACAUUUCUUUGAUAAUGUUCGUAAUUAGUGAAUAAUUAUUUUGGUG
Striga asiatica is the source of this 2041-nucleotide messenger RNA. Lineage: Eukaryota; Viridiplantae; Streptophyta; Magnoliopsida; Lamiales; Orobanchaceae. The record is from the annotation of a GenBank genome assembly.